Molecule: messenger RNA, 3948 nt
Organism: Erythranthe guttata (spotted monkey flower)
Lineage: Eukaryota; Viridiplantae; Streptophyta; Magnoliopsida; Lamiales; Phrymaceae
Source: RefSeq, a predicted model, not a curated record
AUGGGAGCAAAUACUCCCAAUGCGAUACCAGCAUCAGCUCCACCUAUGGUGCCACCUGUGGCACCACCACCAAUCCAGAAUCAAAUAAGUGUCUCAUCCUCCACAUCGGACCCACGGUCCCGAGUACAGCUAUCCACGAAUCACAGGGGUGCACAGCCCAGACAGCAACGUCAACGCUCUCCCCCACGGGGGAAUGCGUCUCCACAGAGAGUCCUUCUCUUUAAUGAAGGAGAAAGCGAGGUAAACAGCAGAAUGUCUCGCCAUCUACUGAACAAUCCAAUUGGCGAAAGAAUACCCGUCCCAGCAAGACGCAGUCCUUUCACCAUAGACAUCCUCAACGAGAGAGAUAACGAAACGCUCCGCAAUUACUUCAAGCGUUUUGUAGAAGCCGUUCAUGAAGUUCCCAGUGUAGGGCAAGACAUGCUCUCCGGGAUUAUGCAACAGAACUUGAAGCCGGGUAGAUUCAAAGAAUCUAUCGCCGGAAGGCCCCCAGGCAACCUAGAGGAGUUGCUGAAUCGAGCCAAAAAAUACGUCCGGAUAGAGGAAGCCUCUACCCAUGCUCCUCCUAAAAGGAAAAGGGAAGAUGACCGUCAGGACAAUAGGAGGCGGGACGAUCGACGUCCACCACUUCCACCUCAAGGUCAACCAUCUUCCUCCUACAAUAGGUUCACUCCGCUAAACACUCGCCUCACUAAAAUCCUUCACGUGAUAGAGCAAAAAGGUUUAGCAGAGCCUCCACGUCCUAUGCAGCCAAAUGCAAAGCGAGAAAAGUCGGAUCGCUACUGUCGAUUCAAUAAGGAUAGAGGACAUACUACAGAGGAAUGUGCACAACUCAAAGUGGCGAUUGAGAGGCUGAUCAAGCAAGGCCACUUAGGCGAAUACAUUGAUAAGUCUCGAAAUAAGCGGCGUGAUGAUCUCCCACGCCGAGAUAACAAUCGAGAUCAACAGCAACGACGAGAGGAGGGGGGUCAUCGACGAGACCCAGAUAACAAUGAUAACCAACCUACCCGGGGAAUCAUCUCCUUUAUCUCCGGAGGACCAGCAGGUGGCGACUCACAAAGUGCAAGACGCACCCUCGCUCGGUCAGCACACCUUGAAGGUCGAGAUGAAGAUCAUGUCGAUGCGUUGGUAGUAACAACAACGGUGGCCAACUUCUUGGUUAAGAAGAUAUUAGUGGACGGUGGGAGCUCAGCUGACAUCAUGUACCUCCACGCUUUUAAGCAGCUGGGCAUAGAUAAUGCCCGGUUUAGUCCCAUCUCCACACCCCUGAAAGGAUUCACACGAGAGGGCAUUAUGUCCAUGGGAGAAGUGGAGCUGCCCGUCUCUUUAGGGGAAGACCCUUGUCGAAUCACCAAACUAAUCAAAUUCCUCAUCGUCGACAAGCCAUCCCCCUACAAUAUCAUCCUAGGAAGGUCAGCAAUCCAUACAUUCAAGUCAAUACCUUCCUCCUACCAUCAGAAGUGGAAAUUCCCCACUCCCUAUGGAAUGGGGGAAGUACUCGGAGAUAGACGUCUCGCCCGAGAGUGCUAUGCGAGGGCCCUCCGAGAACCUUCCAAGAAGCCUAAACCGUCCGGAAAUGGAGAUGACACUCAAAAAUCCGACAAACGGAAGUGGGUCAACGCGAUUAUUGAUGAUGAUAAAGAAAUCCUUAUCAGUGUACCAGACGACAGCAUCAAGCUAGCAGCCGUCGAAGAGCUUAAGCUCAUAGAGCUCACACCCGGAGAUAAUUCCAAGCUCAUACGAAUCGGAUCCGAUCUAGAUCCGAAGACAGAACAACAGUUGAAGCCAUUCAAACAAAGCAAACGAACAUUUGGUCCCGAACGCAACAAGCAUAUCAAAGCGGAAGUAGCAAAACUCCUUGAGGCGGGUCAUAUACGACCAGUUCAGUAUCCUGAAUGGCUAUCGAACGUAUUACUCGUUCCCAAACCGGGUGGCAAGUGGAGAUUAUGCGUAGACUUCACUUCACUGACCUCAACAAAGCUUGUCCUAAGGACCCAUUUCCUCUACCUAGCUAGAAUCGAUCAACUCAUCGAUUCGACCUCGGGGUGCGAGCUCCUCAGCUUCCUCGAUGCAUACCAAGGGUAUAACCAGAUCUUACUUGCACCAGACGAUCAAGAGAGGGCUAGUUUCAUCACUGACCAAGGCAUCUACUACUAUCAAGUCAUGCCCUUCGGGUUAAAAAACGCAGGAGCCACCUACCAACGUCUAGUGAACACAAUGUUCGCAGAUCAGAUCGGUAAAAAUAUGGAGGUGUUCAUCGACGACAUGCUCGUCAAAAGUGUCAAGGUCUCGGACCACCUAACCGAUUUAGAUCAGUGUUUCGCCACCCUGCGAAAAUAUAAAAUGAAACUCAACCCCCUCAAAUGUUCAUUCGGAGUUCGGGGUGGCAAAUUUUUGGGAUACAUGAUUUCGCAGCGGGGAAUCGAAGCUAAUCCCGCGAAAAUCGAAGCAAUUACCUCCAUGCCUCCACCAACAUCUAUCAAGAAAGUCCAACAGUUUAACGACUGUUUGGCAUCUUUGAAUAGAUUCAUUUCAAGAUCAGCAGACAAGGCCCUCCCCUUCUUCAAGAUUUUAAGGGGAGGAAAGAAAUUUGAAUGGGAUGAAGCAUGUCAAAAGGCGUUCAUUGAGCUGAAGUCGUAUCUUGCAUCCCCACCCUUGCUCACAAAACCUCAGCCCGGAGACACCCUCCUACUGUACUUAGCUACCUCAGCUGAUGCCAUCAGCGCAGUCCUAAUCCGAGAUGGAGGAAAAGGGCACCAACCCAUAUACUACAUAAGUCGCGCCCUCCAAGGAGCCGAACAACGCUAUACCAAUAUGGAGAAGCUCGCCCUCGCCCUCAUCAACACAGCUCGGAAGCUUCGACCUUACUUCCCAUCACAUCAAGUGGUGGUUCUCACCAAUUAUCCUCUGAAGCAGAUACUAAGGAGUCCCGAGACGUCCGGGCGAUUAGCUAAAUGGGCGAUAGAGCUAAGUGAAUAUGGGGUAGAAUUCAAACCCCGCCCCGCUAUCAAAGCGCAAGUAUUGGCUGAUUUUCUAGUCGAAAUGACCUCAGUAGAAGAAAGCACCUCUCUACCUACUUGGUCUGUCAGCGUUGAUGGAUCUUCCACAGCCACCGGAGGGGGAGCAGGUAUCGUACUAACGAACCCCGACGGGGAUGAAUUCGAGUAUGCUCAACGAUUCAAAUUCACAGCCUCAAACAACGUUGCAGAAUAUGAAGCAUUGAUAGCAGGAAUCCGCCUCGCCCUAGCUGCCGGAGCCCGUAAGCUCCUAAUCCAAAGCGACUCUCAGCUCGUCGUCAACCAAGUACUCGGAGCUUACGAGGACAAAGAAGACACCAUGGCCAAAUACUUAGCUCUCGCGCACACUCUGUUAUCUAAAUUCGAGGGCUACGAGAUAAGACAAGUACCUCGAUCCAGUAACAUCCAUGCUGACAAAUUAGCUAGGCUUGGAAGCUCCAUGGCAGGCAUCGGAAGUCGGAAGGUGACGCUCCUUACCUCACCUCAACCGGAGAUAACUUCACCUAGUGAAGUACAGUACACCAAGAAGGAUGAACCAUGCUGGUUCACUCCAAUCAUGAAGUAUCUCAAGAAGGGAGAACUCCCAACUGAUCCCACUGAAGCAAGGCAGUUAAAAACGAGAGCCGCUCGCUUCGUCAUAGUGGGAGAAGAAUUGUACAAACGAGGGUUCUCAUUCCCCUAUCUCAAGUGCCUCGACCCGAUCACAACAAAUUACGUACUUCGAGAAGUACAUGAAGGUAUCUGCGGAAAUCACUUGAGCGGGAGAACCUUAGCUCUCAAACUUCUAAGGCAAGGUUACUACUGGCCAACAAUGCAUGAAGACGCAAAGAAAUUAGUCCGGAAGUGUAAGCCCUGCCAAGAGCAUGCCAAUAUCCCUCACCUACCAGCAGCAUUAAUGCAACCAAUUGACAUCCCCAUCCCUUUCGCCUAA